This is a messenger RNA of Symbiodinium sp. CCMP2456, 351 nucleotides long. NCBI's taxonomy places the organism in Eukaryota, Dinophyceae, Suessiales, Symbiodiniaceae. The record is from the annotation of a GenBank genome assembly.
GAGCUGCCAAAAGCAUUUCCGGCAGAGCCCUUCGCUACCAGCGAGGAGGUGCCCAAAUCCCUUUGCUAUGGCUUUGAUGGCAUGGCACACCGUUAUAACUGGGAAGAGCUCCUUCCUAUCGACUGGAACCCUGCGACGUUGGAGAUUGGAGAUAGCGUGGGAAUCCUUUGCACUGCAGACGGGGUGCUGCAGUUGAUCGUCAACGGCGUUUUGGAGUCGGAGGCCUUACAGGUCCCCAAGGAUUUGGAGCUCUUCCCUCUUGUGGAGCUCAUGGGGAACACGCUUGCAGUGUCGGUGAAGGUCGAUGCCUCUCCGCCCGCCAUCCAGCGAAAGCCCCCGAAGCCGCCCGAG